UCCGACCAUCUCUCUCUUCAACUAUUUCAUCCCCACCAGCACCUCAAAUUGGGGAAUCCAUGGAAAGUGAGAUCCCAAAGCCUCUCUCUUCUCCCUGUCUUCUCCUCCUUUGUUCCUCACAAAGGAAGAAGGAACCCUAACCUCACUGUCCCCAUCCUGCAGCCUCCACUGCCUUUGCUUCUUCUUCUCCCCCUCUUUCCAAUCCCCACAAACCUCCCUUCUUCUUCUCCUAGCCCUUCUUCCGAAAUAUAUAAGUAGUCACUUGUCUCCUACCACCAUCAUGGAAACGAUCGGACGGCGGCAGGUCCUGAAGAAAUUAAUAUAACAUGAUGGUCCCAGCACGUAACCUUCUCGGGCGACACUACAACAGCUAUGGUGGCCAUUUCGACGACUUCCAAACGGAAUUCCAGCGAGAAAAGGCUUCAUCACUAUCUGGCCUAAUGGCCGAGGAGGUUCCUCAGGGAAGUGGCAGCAAGGAGGAGGAAGGAGAGGAGGCGGGGUCUAGAUCUAAAGAAGGUGAUGACGACUACCAAGGGUGGCUCCAAUUAGGCAUCGGUCGCCGGCCGUCUGGUGGUUCAAGGCUAGAUGAUGCUCCGGUAGAUCCAACGAAUAGCACGGACAGGAGUAGGGGUGAGGCAGUGGAGCUCAACUUGCUUGCUGAUAGGUCAUCAGGUGCCUCACGGCCCCCAUUGAGGGUCGUUGGUGCUCCCACGAUGGUGCCAUUGUUUCCGCCGGCGGCGGUGGGGUACCGGAGCGCCGGUGCAACGGCGAGUAGUUCCUCGAGGCCGUUGCCAAUGUUAACAAGCUAUAACUGGGGGCAAUUCAUGUGCCCAUCGGAGAGCCUGGGCCUGUCGGUGGAGAUCGGCGGCAAGAUGAGGGUGGUUAGCCCACCGCCCAGGCAGCAGACCGGAGUGUGGUUCUUGCUCCAAGCGGCAGAAAACCAAGUGAAGGAACCCUUUUUGCCUCAGAUACCCAAGAGCUACUUGAGGAUCAAAGACGGGAGGAUGACAGUUGGAUUGCUGAUGAAGUACUUGGUUGAGAAGCUUGGACUAGAUGGUGAAACUCAGGUAGUGAUUACAUGUAGAGGCCAGCAGCUUCCUCCCUCCAUUACAUUACAGCAUGUUCGAGACCAAAUAUGGGGUUCGAGGGAGGGAGCGGAAUUGCUCCAUAGCUCACCGAGCACUGAGCGUAUCAUGACCCUUCAGUACAGCAGAAGCCGAUAGAGUGCUUCACUCGGGCGGAACUCGUCAUCCCGGUGGACGUUUUUGAUCUUCGUGCUUAUACUUCCACUCUGACCUGGUUCCCUUGUCUAACUUAUUUGACGAAAAGGAUUUGGAGCAACCAACUCCACGUCAAAACAAGGUACCAGGAAUGAUAAAAUGAAAUGCGUAGUUCCAAGUCCA
Messenger RNA from Phoenix dactylifera (date palm), 1403 nucleotides. RefSeq lists its product as uncharacterized. Gene Ontology annotation, biological process: multicellular organism development. NCBI's taxonomy places the organism in Eukaryota, Viridiplantae, Streptophyta, Magnoliopsida, Arecales, Arecaceae. The record is from RefSeq and is a predicted model, not a curated record.